AUGACCGUAAGAGCAUCGUGCAACGACUUGUUGCUCGUGUCCAACUAUCAAGGGUACUACUACAUUUGUAAUCCGGUGACUAAAAAGUACUUUCCGAUUCCUAUAGAAUAUUCGCUCGAAACAAAGAUUGGGUUCGCAUUAGUAUGCAACUUGCCCGAUUUUAACGAGCCCACGUACAAAGUGGUAGUUCUCGACCGGAUUAGCUUGGUCGAUGCAUCGGGAGAAGCUCUUGUAAGUAGAUACGGACAAACCGUGAGGGUUUUUUGCUCAGAGUCGGGGCAAUGGACCAAAUCUUUCUUCUUGUUUCCUAGUCGCCCGACGAGGGAUCAUGCCGAAUUCGCGAAUGUCGUUUCGUGCAAUGGGAUUCUGUACUGGAUGGACGGUUUACAUAACCUCGACCGAGUCGUUUCUUUAGAUUUGGCCGAUAAUCGGUGUGGAGUCAUAUAUUUCCCGGACAUUGUGCGUAAUCACGACACGCGGCCGCCAAAUGACUCGAGGAUCCAAAUUGGUGUUGUGAGAGAUGAGUUGAGGUUGUUGCACGUUUUGCGGGUCGGGCCGGGCAUGGAAUGCUUCGUUUUGAGGGUUUGGGAAUUGGAUCGUUGGGACGGGUCGUGGGCGUUGGUCGACGAGAGGGACUUGAGGUUUUCGGAUACGGUGGUUGCAGCCAUUUUUCAUCCGAAAGAUUGUGAUUCGAUUUUCGUCGUGUGCGGAAAGAGUGUUUACGAGUGUGGGGUUUCAAAGGACACGUGUCGCGAGCUCGGGGAGUUUGGGGAAAUGGAAUCCAUAGGCGACGAGGGUCUCGCGUCCUUUGUUCUCGUGCAUCCACUGUGGCCGACGCCAAUUCCAGGUGAUGUUUAG
Molecule: messenger RNA, 858 nt
Organism: Striga asiatica
Lineage: Eukaryota; Viridiplantae; Streptophyta; Magnoliopsida; Lamiales; Orobanchaceae
Source: the annotation of a GenBank genome assembly